Molecule: messenger RNA, 1093 nt
Organism: Gossypium raimondii (Peruvian cotton)
Lineage: Eukaryota; Viridiplantae; Streptophyta; Magnoliopsida; Malvales; Malvaceae
Product: protein SOB FIVE-LIKE 5
Exons: 4
Coding region: 247-801 (184 amino acids)
Biological process (GO): cytokinin biosynthetic process
Source: RefSeq, a predicted model, not a curated record
ACCAAUUUCUCUCUCUCUCUCUCUCUCUCACUCAGAGCCAACUGGCUAAUUUGAUUGAUUCAUUUAAGGUAAAAACAAAUGGCGAAAGGCUUGAAGAAAUGAGAAAAGUAGUCUAGGAUUUGAGUGUGAUUCUUUUGGUCUUAUCCUGCUAUACCCUCUUUGUAUUCUAUUUAUAUACGUAACAGCUUCAAGAAUUUGCUUAUAUGUCAAAACUGUAAACCCAAGAGGGAAAAAAAAGUGUUUAUAAUGAAUUUAUCAGCUUCACAAUGUGGUAGUGGUUGUGAAUCUGGUUGGACUUUCUACUUAUGUCAAUCCUCUUACUCUCAAACCCGGUGUCAAAAUUUUGGCGGCAACUUUGAUGAGGUUUAUGGGGUGAAAGGAGCUAGAUUCGGGGUUGAAGAUGAAGAGGAGGGUUUAUCCAUGGUGUCUGAUGCAUCUUCUGGUCCAAGACAUUAUUACUGCCAAGAUUAUGUGGAAUGCCUCGAUGAAAAUAGAAGCUUUUGUUCUCAUCCUGUAAAUCCUGAACCAGCUAACAAAACCAGCAAAAACAAAAAGAAGAUGAAAGAACAUUGUAGCAAUAAUCAACAACAUUCUUAUCUAGAUGACACUGCCAGCUCUCCUGUAACAAGCUUUUCCGAGAAGAACAUCAACAAAGAUGCUUCAAUGGAGUUGUUGGACUUUUCACAAGGCUUUUCGGGUACACAUUUUAAGGGCAAAUCAUCAUCAUUCCAGAAAAAACUUGGUUUCCUAAAAACUGGAAAAGCAGGUUCGAAAAACCUGCAGGGAAGAAGCAAGGAAUGACAAAAGGGUAAAUGGUAACAGCUUUUGUCUCUACUAAUGCAGCUGUUCUGGAGAGAGAAAUGGGAGGAAUGUUGUAGAAAAAGAAAAACAAAACAAAAAGGCCUUAGAUCUCAAAGGGAUUUUGUUCCUUCCUUUUUACUCUUGUUUUUAAUUCUCCGAGUCUACUCUUUUUUUUUUUUAAUUUCUUUCUGUCAAUGCAGUGGGAAACAACCUGAAAACAUUAAAAUAAAUUAAAUUUUCGAUGUCAUUGGUAUAUAUGAAAUUGCAGGUUUUCUCCAGUUUAUUUUGCUGA